CGGCGAACAUGGCGGCGGCCGAGGCGGUGGGGCGGGACGCUCUACCUGAGCACUGGUCCUACGGCGUCUGCGGGGACGGCCGGGUCUUCUUCAUCGACGACCUGAGCCGCUCCACGACUUGGCUGCAUCCUCGCACCGGGGAGCCCGUCAACUCCGGCCACAUGAUCCGCUCAGAUCUUCCCCGUGGCUGGGAGGAGGGAUUUUCAGAAGAGGGAGCCAGUUACUUCAUUGACCAUAACCAACAGACUACAACAUUUAAGCAUCCUGUGACUGGCCAGUUUUCUCCUGAAAACGUUGAAUUUAUUUUACAAGAGGAGCAUAAUUUACAUAUGUCCAAGCAUCCGAUAAACCAAAGACCCUCAAGCAUGGUCAGUGAAACAUCUACUGCAGUAACUACAUCCACUAUAGAUACAAAGCCCAGCUGUCAGGUGGUAAAAUCUGGCAAUAAAAUCCAUAGUUUUGGGAAAAGGGAUCAUGCUAUAAGGAGGAACCCUAAUGUCCCUGUUGUGGUAAGAGGCUGGCUUCAUAAACAGGAUAGCUCUGGAAUGAGGCUAUGGAAAAGGCGAUGGUUUGUGCUUGCUGAUUUUUGCUUGUUUUACUACAAAGACAGCAGAGAAGAGUCUGUUCUUGGGAGUAUACCAUUGCCUAGUUAUGUAAUAUCAUCAGUUGGAACUGAAGAUCAUAUAAACCGCAAGUACUCCUUUAAGGCUGUCCAUACGGGCAUGAGGGCAUAUAUCUAUAAUAAAAGUUCUGUUAUUGGCUCUCAGGCAGAACAUUCAGGGAUGCGCACAUACUACUUUAGUGCAGAUACUCAAGAAGAUAUGAACAGCUGGAUCCAGGCUAUGAAUCAAGCUGCCCUUAUGCAAACCUGUUCGUCACCAAAGAGAGAAACAGAAAAAAUAGAUCAGCAAGCUGUUCCUCAAGCCAAUCAUGUGGAUACCUGCAAAGAAUGUGCAAAGUUAAGCCCUGCUGAUGCACAAGGAAGUUAUAGGAAAUCACUUGAAAGCUCUAGAUAUGAAAAGCAGGAAGUAAUGAGGAGAGUAAGAGAAAAUGACCGUUACGCUGUCAGAAAGGACACUGUAGAAUCCAAGAGGAAGAAAUCUAAACAUCCGUUGAUGUCAGAGGGUGGCGGUCUGAAUCCUGAGGUAACAGUUUCUCGAUCCCAAGUUUCUCCGCUUGUUGAGAAGAAUGGAUUGCUUUCCAGUUCAUUAAAUACAACUGCUGGCCCAGUGGAGCAGAAUGGUACUGGGUUGUAUAAACGAGGAUUUGUCCCCAGACCGACUCAAGAUAAGCAGAAACAGCGGAAGCACAACUUGGCUCAUAUAGAGCACUGGGUAAAAGUCCAAAAAGGAGACAACAAAAGUCUUGCAUCUGACCAGAAUCGCCAAGUUCCCAGUCAUUCUGUCUCUUUUCCUGAAAAUUAUCACACCUUGCCAAAGAAUGCCAGGCAGCCUUCAGGAAAUUCACCUCCCCCAAAUCGCAAUUUGCCAAGUGAUUACAAAUAUGCCCAAGACCGAGUUAGCCAUCUGAAGAUGUCUCAUGAUGAGAGAAGAGCUAAUAAAGACGGUACUGUAUGGCAGCUAUACGAGUGGCAACAGAGGCAGCAGUUUAAACAUGGCAGUCCAACUGCCCCUGGUUUUUUAGGUUCUCCAGACUUUACAGACCAUGGUAAAGGAAGAAGCUCACUAGAUAUUCCGCGUUCUGUUUCUGUUCCUCCAUCUCCUUCUGAUAUACCUCCACCAGGACCCCCUAAAAUCUUUCUACCCAGGAGGCCACACACUCCUGCAGAAAGGGUUACUGUCAAGCCAUCGCAUGAGAGACAAACGAUUGACAUUCCUUUUGUGGGAUCACCAAGGAAGAUUCGAAAUCAUACUAUAAAGAACUCAGCACACAUGGACAGACGAUCCAUGCCUACAAUGGGAUAUAUGACCCAUACUGUAAGUGCUCCAAGUUUGCAUGGGAAAUCAGUUGAUGAUACCUACAUCCAGCUGAAGAAAGACCUAGAAUAUCUGGAUCUAAAGGUAACAGGACGUGACAUAAUAAAAGAACGAAAUACAAGACCUAUCAAGAUUGCAGAAAGUGAUAUUGACGUGAAGUUAAGUGUGCUCUGUGAACAAGACAGGAUACUGCAAGACUUAGAAGACAAAAUAAGAGCUCUUAAGGAAAAUAAAGAUCAGUUAGAAUCUGUCUUAGAAGUGUUACACAGGCAGAUGGAACAGUACAAAGAACAACCACAACACACAGAGAAAAUUUCAUACCAGCAAAGACUAUUGCAGGAGGAUCUUAUACAUAUUCGGGCUGAAAUAUCCAAAGUAUCUACAGAAAUGGAAAAUGCCUGGAACGAAUAUCUGAAACUGGAAAAAGAUGUAAACCAGCUGAAGCAAGCCUUACAGGAACAGAUGAAUAGAUCAUUUUUCCCUCAGGAGAGAACACAAAUGCAGAAAGAUUUAUGGAGAAUUGAAGAUGUUACAGCUGGCCUAAGUGCAAAUAAAUCCAACUAUAAAAUUAUCAUAGAGUCUGUUAAAAAUCCAGAGAGAAAAACAGUGCCUUCAUUUUCUAAGCCUUCAGUGCCUUCAUUAGCAUCUACUCUCACAUCAGCAAACAACAAUCUUUCUCCUCAGCGAAGUCCACCAUCUAGCCCUGUCAAAUCCUCUCUGGAAGUUAGACUCUUUCCUCAGCCUUACACACAGCCUAGAAUGUUUUCUUCAUCACAGCAACUGAAAAAAGUUGAGCCUUCAAUCCAGUCAUCUGUAAAAUUGAAGCCAAAGGUUGAAGAUGAAGCACCACCGCGACCGCCUCUCCCACAGUUGUAUAGUCCUGAUGACCACCCUCCAGCCAUCCCCCCUCUUCCCAGGGAAGCCACUGUAAUCAGGCACACGUCAGUGCGGGGACUGAAACGUCAGUCAGAUGAAAGGAAACGAGACCGGGAACUGGGACAGUAUGUGAAUGGAGAUUAUAGAGUAGAACUCCGCUCAUACGUCAGUGAACCUGAAUUGGCGACAAUAGGCAAUGAUCUGAGCCAGUCUUCCACUGGUUUUCUAGGUACUGACUGCAGAUACCAAACAUUACCUAUUAGAGGAUUAUCUGGCUCAACUUCCAGACUGCAUCAGUCGACAACUUCAUUUUAUGCAACGCUUCAAAGAGAUGGUUCCAAGGAGAGACCAAAGAGUGCCUUGGAACGGUUAUACUCUGGAGACCACCAAAGAGGCAAAAUGAGCGCUGAGGAACAACUAGAAAGAAUGAAGCGACACCAGAAAGCAUUAGUUCGUGAACGCAAGAGAACUCUUAGUCAAGGAGAAAGACAAUCUGUCUCAUCACGACCGUUCGUCCGGCCUGUUUCUGCAGACAUAGGCUCAUGGAAGCGGGAGCAAGAAUUUGACUUACAGCUACUGGAAAGGGCGGUACACCCAGAAGAAAAAGAGGAGAAUAGCUGGUUUAAAGUUGAUCCUGUAUCGGUGACAGAAGAAGACCUAGAACCUCAACAUUACACCUUAGAUAUUAGCAAAGAGUUAUCAAAACCUGAAAAGGUUGCUAUUCCAGAGCGUUAUGUUGAGCUGGAGCCUGAAGAACCCCUCACUCCAGAAGAAUUAGCAGCAAGGCUCCGUAAGGCAGAGAAAAUAAAGAAUAUUCUUACUAAAUCAAGUAUGCACAACCUACAGCUUCCAGUUUCGGAGGACAAACGCAACUCAGCUAAUUUAGAUUCACAGUUGCAAGAACAAGAGCGCAUCAUUACCAUAUCAUACGCACUGGCUUCUGAAGCCUCUCAGCGGAGCAAGGAGGUGGCAGCUAAAGCAGUAACCGAUCGCUGAUAUCUGGUAUAAACCAGCAACGACCGGAAGAAGGACAACAAGGAAGAUCACACACUUUGCUUCAUUAGCUUCCUUUCAUGCUUAAUCUUUCUUUGAGUACACUGUACAAAUAACUGCAAUGAGGGAUUUUCUACACAUACACAAGAGAACAAUGUUAGUGUAUCUUUGUUCUGUGUUUUUACAUAAAUAGCACUUUUAAUGCACUGUGUAAGCUACUAACAUUGGCCACAACCCUCCAUAUAGCCAACCUCUCAAGUCCUGUUGAUUCCCAUAGGUCUUCAGGGUAUAAUAUGUGGGAUUGUAGCCAG
Molecule: messenger RNA, 4117 nt
Organism: Euleptes europaea (tarantolino)
Lineage: Eukaryota; Metazoa; Chordata; Lepidosauria; Squamata; Sphaerodactylidae
Gene: PLEKHA7
Product: pleckstrin homology domain containing A7
Exons: 27
Coding region: 9-3809 (1266 amino acids)
Biological process (GO): cell-cell adhesion mediated by cadherin; zonula adherens maintenance; pore complex assembly
Cellular component (GO): pore complex; zonula adherens
Molecular function (GO): protein binding
Source: RefSeq, a predicted model, not a curated record